AUGAUAUUCCCUUCUAGAGAUGUUAUCCAAAAAGCUGCCAAAGAAUAUCAUUUACUGAGGCAGCAUGAGUUUUGUAACGAUGAGACAAAGAGUAGAACAUAUGCCAUCAGGUGCAAAGAUAUAAGGAGCAAUUGUAAGUGGAGAAUGCAUGCAUCACGACGGGAAGGAUGUGAUAUAUGGAAAAUUACCAAAAUUGACGGACCCCAUACAUGUGUUAAUCUAUCACUAUCACAAGAUCAUGUGCAAUUGGAUAGUAGAUUUAUAUCCGAGUUCAUCCAAGCUAUAGUAUGCGAACAACCAAGUGUCAAAAUAGCUGCGUUACAAGUUGAAAUUAAAGAUAAUAUAGGAUAUAUGCCGAGUUAUCGAAAGACAUGGAAGGCUAGACACGAUGCAAUUGUUAAGAUCUUUGGUGGUUGGGAGGAAUCUUAUGGAAGAUUGCGCCAAUUCAUGAAUGCCUUAUGCAAACAUAACCCUAAGUGCUCGUUUCUGAUUGAAGAUGACCCUCUUUUUGUUAAUAAUAAGUUAAAUCCCAAAUAUCGAAUUUUCGAUAGAAUGUUUUGGGCAUAUAAACAAACAAUUGAAGGAUUCAAGCAUUGUAGACUGGUUAUUUUUAUAGACUUGAUGUUUUUAUACAGAAAGUACAAAGGGUGUUUAUUUUGUGCAACGGUACUAGACGGCAAUAAUCAUAUUUUUCCAAUUGCAUGGGCAAUAGUUGAUUGUGAAAACACAAGGAAUUGGGAUUGGUUUAUGUCUUGUUUGAGGGUUUUUGUAACAAAUCAGAAAGGUAUUUGUGUUAUAUCAGAUAGGCAUAUUGCUAUAAAAAGGCAAUGCAGUAAGAUUGGUGGCAGCCUCCUGAUGGACAUCAUCGAUACUACUUAA
Molecule: messenger RNA, 879 nt
Organism: Hevea brasiliensis (rubber tree)
Lineage: Eukaryota; Viridiplantae; Streptophyta; Magnoliopsida; Malpighiales; Euphorbiaceae
Exons: 1
Coding region: 1-879 (292 amino acids)
Source: RefSeq, a predicted model, not a curated record